UCUCUCUCUCUCUCUCUCUCUGGUGGAGAUAUAAAUGCUCGCUCCGUGCUCUCUCGUGCUCAGACAGACAGAUACGUGAGGAUAAAACUCUGAGUUAUAAAAACAACAAAACAAUAAAGAGCGAUGGAAUCUGCUGCAAUGAACUUUCACUGGAAACUCUGAAGCGAAAAAUACUUGGGUAAAAAUAGCCUCGGUUUCUCUGCUCUGAUGGUCCGGAGCGCCGCUGAUCUGCUGCCGUUACCGGAGGAGAGUCACAGCGCGAGCUGAUCUCCUGCUCGUUACCGGUGUGUGUGUGUGUGUGUGUGUGUGUGUGUGUGUCAGAUGAGCUCAUCAUGGGUGAAGCGUUCACACACACACAGCGCUGCGGGAAACAUCUGCGACUGCUGCUCUUCAUACUGCUGCCAUGUGUGUGUGUCCUCAUCUGUGUGUGUGUGCUGCUGCUGGCGCUCACAGGUUUAUUUGGGAAUGGUCUGCUGGAUGCUGGAUCUUCUGUUUCCGUAGUGACCGCGGGGCCCUUUAACAGCACUGACCCGGGGCCGAUGAUGGCCGAUAACGGGACGAUGUCUCCUCAGCAGGUAGUCCUGACGAACACCCCUCCUCAGUGGGACUCGGCUCACUGGAUGCCCCGCUCCGACACGUCCUCCUCAUCAUCACCGGCGGGCCCCACCACCACGGCCCCUGGGGACCCCGGGACAUCUGUCUCUACUGUGACGAGUGCUGACGCUGCAGGUUUCUGCUCUGACAUCACAGAGAGUCAGUGUCACAUGCUGCCGUACAACCAGAGCGGCGUGUUGCCGGGGACAACGGUCGUCAAGAGCGGCGAGCUGCAGAUGUUCCUCAAGUUCUUCAGCUACCUGAGCCGACUGUCCUGCUACAGACACAUCAUGCUGUUUGGAUGCUCCAUCGCUCUCCCACAAUGCAUCAGUCACAGAGACCGCAGGACUCUGGUUCUUCCCUGUCAGUCGUUCUGUGAAGCGGCUCGUGAGGGAUGUGAGCCCGUGCUGCAGAUGUUUAACGCGUCCUGGCCGGAGUUCCUGCGCUGCUCUCAGUUCUCCAACAACACAGGAGCCCCGGGAGAAAACACGGCACUGUGCUACACACCACGACACGCCAGAGGAAAGCUCACUGCCUGCGGAGGAAGAGAUCACUUCCUGUGUGCCACUGGAAUAUGUGUCCCCCUUAAACUAGUGUGCAACGGAUACAACGACUGCGACGACUGGAGCGACGAGGCCGACUGCACGUGCGCCGAGGCUCAGUAUCUGUGUUCCACCGGCCGCUGCAUCGGCUCUGAUCUGCUGUGCGACGGCUACGAUGACUGCGGCGAUCUGAGCGACGAGCAGAACUGUGUGUGUGACCCAGCAGAAGAGCAUCGCUGUGGAGAAGGACGCUGUAUUCCUCGAGACUGGCUGUGUGACGGAGAUCAUGACUGCCUGGACAAGAGUGACGAGCUGAACUGCUCGUGUAAGUCCCAGGGUUUAGUGGAGUGCAGGAACAAGCAGUGUAUACCCAGCGCUUUCCGCUGUGAUGGUGAAGAUGACUGUAAAGAUGGCAGUGAUGAAGAGAACUGCACACAACAUCAGACUCAGGGUUUGUGUCCUCCUGGUCAGUCCAGCUGUACUUCAACCUCCUGCUCCUCGGGCUGUCAUGGAAACAUGUCAUGUGACCUGCGCAACACUAGCAACAAUUGCAGUGGCUGUGAGCCCAUCUCUCUGGAGAUCUGCAUGAAUCUGCCCUAUAACUUCACCCGCUUCCCCAACUAUCUGGGUCAUCACUCUCAGAAGGAGACGUCCGUGAGCUGGGAGUCCUCCCUCUUUCCUGCGCUCGUUCAGACAAACUGCUACAAAUAUCUCAUGUUUUUUGCGUGUACGGUGCUCGUGCCAAUGUGUGACCCUGUGACACAGCAGAGAGUACCGCCCUGCAGGUCUUUGUGCAGGAAUUCUAAGGAACGAUGUGAAUCAGUGCUGGGAAUUGUGGGAUUGCAGUGGCCUGAGGAUACCGACUGUGCUCAGUUUCCAGAGGAAGGUCAAGCAAAUAGUUCCUGUUUGCUUCCUGACCCGGAUGUGAACGAGUGCUCACCCAGUCACUUCAAGUGUCGCUCAGGAAGGUGCGUCCUCUCAUCCAAACGCUGUGAUGGACACACAGACUGUGAUGAUGACAGCGAUGAGGAAACAUGUGGGUGUGUGGAGCGGGGCUUGUGGGAAUGUCCUGGAGACAAAAGCUGCAUCCAUCACACCAUGAUCUGUGACGGCUUUCCUGACUGCAGCCAGCAGGAGGACGAGAAGAACUGCUCUGUGUGUAGCACUCAUGAGAUGGAGUGUAACAAUCAUCAGUGUGUUCACCGCUCGCUGUGGUGUGACGGCAGAAGACACUGCUCCGACAGCUCAGACGAGUGGAACUGUGUGUCUCUGUCUGACGAGGGUUUAGUGGUGGUGCAUAAGGCCGGGAUGGAGUAUCGGGUGUGUGCCGAUGGAUGGAGCUCAAACCUCAGCAGCGUCGUGUGCACACAGAUGGGUUUAGGCUCUCCUCUCUCUGCAGACGCUGUACUUGACGUGUCGUCUGCUGCUGGACGGAGGCGCUGGCUGCAUGUUGACCCAGACUGGAAUCCUCAGAACAUGUUUCCUCUACAGGGCAUGCUGGAAAAGAGAGGACAGAGCUGCCCAUCACACAAGAAGAUCUCACUGAAGUGCACAAGAGAUGAAUGUGGCCGUCGGCCUGCUGCCCGAAUGGUGAAAAGGAUUCUGGGAGGCCGCACAAGUCGCCCGGGCCGAUGGCCGUGGCAGUGCUCCCUACAGAGUGACCCCAGCGGACAUAUCUGUGGCUGUGUACUCAUCGGAAACAAGUGGGCACUAACUGUAGCACACUGCUUUGAGGGGCGUGAGAGUGCAGACGUGUGGAAGGUGGUUCUUGGCAUCAAUAAUCUGGAUCAUCCGUCUUCAUACAUGCAAACACGCCGCGUCAAAAGCAUCAUUGUCCACUCGCGCUACAACCGGGCCGUGGUGGACUACGACAUCAGCGUUCUGGAGCUGGAGACUGAGGUGGAGGUGACCAGUUACGUGCGUCCCGUUUGUCUGCCCAUCCAUGGUCAGCUGCCCAAAGCUGACCAGUACUGCCACAUCACUGGCUGGGGGCACGUGGGGAACAGAAUGCCGUUUAAGCUCCAGGAGGGAGAAGUGCGGAUCAUUUCGGUCUCUCAGUGUCAGUCUUACUUCGACAUGAAGACCAUCACGUCACGCAUGCUCUGUGCUGGAUACGAGGCAGGAACCAUCGACUCAUGCAUGGGGGACAGUGGUGGUCCGCUGGUGUGUGAGGAGGAUGACGGCCGCUGGUCUCUAUAUGGUUUGACUUCCUGGGGGUCUGUGUGUUUCUCUAAGGUCCUGGGCCCUGGCGUCUACGCCAAUGUGACGCACUUCACUGAGUGGAUUGAGAGACAGAUAUACCUGCGCACAUUUAACCUGCUGUAGGUUAACACACACACACACAUGCUCAUAAACACACUCACAUACACCAUGCACUGCACAUGCACACACACUUAUAAACGCACACACAUGCACACUCACACUCACCUGCUUACACUCCUGUACAUACAAACUCAUUCUUGCACACACACUUCUAUACACACACACAAACAAACAAACACUAUUACACACAAACACACUUGUACACACACUCACAGCUGGAAAUGAACUGCACUUGAACAAGAACAAGAAGACUCUGUGAAUCUGAUAUACUGAUCAUUCCAAAAAGAGACGUGUGUGUGUUUAUUUGUGAAAUAUGAGGACACAAAUGUGUAUAAUGACGUAUGACACAUGAAUUACAAGGAGAAGGUGAUUUAUGAGGACAUUACCUCAUGUCCCCACUUUUCAAAACGCUUAUAAAACAUACAGAGUGAGUUUUUUUGAAAAUCUAAAAAUGUGAGUAAUUUUCUGUAAGAGGCAGAACAAUAACACACACAGUUUGUACAGUAAAAAACAUUACACCUAUGGAAUGUCCCCACAAUUCACAAAAAUUGUGUGUGUCAGUUGUUUCGGACAUAUGGCAAACGUCUAUCACGUGUCCUGGUGUCUCUGUGGCAGUAGUGUCUCAAGCUCUCCAGAGGGCGAUGGUGUUUUCUUCAGGUGGUCACAACAGAUGCUUUCAUUAUCAGACAGCUGCUGUAAACAUGUGGACAGUGACACUAACCUUGCUCUGCCAUGACAGUAAGCUGUUUGUGCUAAUACCAGCUAAAGCAGUCUUUAUAGACUCAAGCUGCGUUACUGAUGGAGAUUGGACUCAUUUUACAAUAAAACAAUGGCAGAAAGUAGUAUGAAGUGUGAGAGUUCACAAACUUCAGAAACAGAGAAUCACUUGUUCAUUGACUUAUAAACAACUGAAACAAACACUAGUGUGUGUGUGUGUGUGUGUGUGUGUUAAAAGUGAAUAAAACUGUUUAACACUUCCUGCAUCUGCAGCCCAUCAGCAAAACAGAUAUCUUCAGUAGAUGUUGACUUGCACUGUUUUUGUAGGUGCACUGAUUUCUGAGUUUCUGCAUUUAUAAACAGCUAUAAAUUGUCAUAAAAACCACUUCACACGAGGAGGGGAGUCAGGAUCUACCGUGCAGCUGUGAAGUGAGUGUGUUUUGACUCUGGUGUGAGGAUCUGUGCAGCGGUGUGUAAUUGGGUGGUGACCAGGUCAAAGGGCUCCUGCUGCUCACCUUAGUCUCCUCUCAGUGUUCUCUCUGCUGCUAUUGGUCGGUUCUAUAAACGGGCGGGACCUUUGAAACCUCUCAACCAAUGAUAUUCUCUGAGGGUUUAUGGUGUUGAUGCUGUCUUGUGUUUCUGGGAUUCUCUUGGUGUUAAACGUGUUUGUGUUUUAGUAAUAAUGUGCUGUGUAUGACUGUCACGAGCUUCUGCCUUUAAUGCAGCAUUCCAUCUGUUUUAAUUUUUUUAAAGAAUAUUUUUCUACUGAUUUUGUGCACAUAAAGCAGUAAAUCUGAACUCUGAUGUACUAUGUUUUUAAUGCUCUGUAAAUACAGUUCACAUUUCUGUAAAAAUGCGCAUUAAAGAUUUCUAUCCACUAUGUUGACCAGCUGCUUUAGCCAUUUAUUGUUCUGUCUGUAAUCUGAUCUACUCUGAGAUAUUCAUUCUGUCACCAGUGGGGUUUUGGUUCUUCUAGAUUACUUAGUUGGGGACAAUUUCUAGUGAUUAUCAUUGAUUUGAUUAUGUCUCUGCAUU
Messenger RNA from Puntigrus tetrazona (Sumatra barb), 5210 nucleotides. RefSeq names its product corin, serine peptidase (gene corin). The transcript has 23 exons. Gene Ontology annotation, biological process: acrosome reaction; proteolysis. Bases 333 to 3461 code for a protein of 1042 amino acids. Gene Ontology annotation, cellular component: membrane. Gene Ontology annotation, molecular function: protein binding; serine-type endopeptidase activity. The record is from RefSeq and is a predicted model, not a curated record. NCBI's taxonomy places the organism in Eukaryota, Metazoa, Chordata, Actinopteri, Cypriniformes, Cyprinidae.